Messenger RNA from Cetraspora pellucida, 558 nucleotides. NCBI's taxonomy places the organism in Eukaryota, Fungi, Glomeromycota, Glomeromycetes, Diversisporales, Gigasporaceae. The record is from the annotation of a GenBank genome assembly.
AUGUCAUCUAAUAUUGAUGAUGAAGAACCUACCUCAACUGAAAAAUCUGCAGACUUAAAAAAUAAGGAAGAUAUCAUUAAAUAUGUUGAAAAUCAAGAAUUAUCUUUAAAAAAACAAGAACAACUAGAAAACAGCAUGUGUCUUGUAUUUGUUUGUGCAAGUGUCUUAUUUAAUAUUGCUGGCAAUGAAAUUUUUCAUGCAUGGCUUCAGAAUCUUAGACCAGGUUUUAAUAUACCUAGUUCUAGAACACUUGCAGAAAGAAUUUUUAAUAAACAAAUUAUUAAACUUACUUUAGAAGAUGUAUUAACUAUAGCAGACAAAGCUGAGAAGUUAAAUGAUAAUAAUUCAGAUAAAGGCUCUAUUAAAAAUGAUAAAAUAGAAUUUGAAUUGUUGGAUGAGCUUUUAAAAUUGGAAGAAACUUUUGACUUAAAUUAUGAAAUUUUUACAGAAAAAGGUCAAAGUAAUAGUAUAGAAUCAAAUUCUAAAAAUGUAGUUGAAGAACAACCAAAUUAUGACUAUAAUGUAGAUAAUUUAGUUGAUAAGAUGUUUGCUAAAUAA